AUGAGCCAACCAACUACCACCAUCACAUCCACCACCAUAUCCACCACUGCAACCACCCCCCCAACCCACCAUAUGAAUACGGACUCUUGCGCUGGCAAGAGGAACCGCCCGGCCUCCCCAGUCGCAGACACCAACCCUACCUCCAACCAGUCCACUGGACUAGUACAGAAUCCUACUUCUGCCCCCUCCGCUCUCACAAACAAACACCCGAACAUUGAAAGACCCCCCCAACCACCUGCGGCCCAGAACCAAUGGGACUUUCUCAGGUCGGGCAACACAGUCACACCUGAAACUUCGGUAAAUGGCGUUAGAACCCUGAAUAGCGGUUUCAGAAUCACCGCAACCCUGCCGGGUGGCUUCCCAACCCCCCAACUCGGCCAAUCAACAUGGCGCAACAUCUCCCAAGUACUGAAGGAAAAGUGGCCCCAGAAGGAGGGUGCCAAGGCAUGGGUACGCACCUACCAGGCCAAGCACGAAAGCAACGCCCAGAAUACGGUAGCCAAACUUAAAGAUGCCAUCACCAAGAUUAUAGGCGAUUCAGACGCAGCAACUCUAGUCGUAAGCACCCCCACCGCUGCUGUCAAACUCGUCGAAAGACUCCCCCCCCCAUGGCACUUCUUAAUAUCCAGGAUCCCCCCCGAGGCGAUCAAACACCUUGUUCGUCUCCAGGUGUGCUCAUCGCCAGAGAUCUCGUGCUUCUUCAUCCCCUUCGAACAGUCACUCCCCACUUAUGCAUUCACCUUGGAGAAUUUCUCCUUCCCCGACUCUGAAGCCACCAAUAAGGAGAUCAUGGAAAUAGUCAAAGACACCAUCCGCGCCAACCCCGAAGUACUUCAGUACAUCCACGAUAACAUCCCCGUCGCAGAUGCCAAAGCGGCAAUUUGCACCAUCGAAUCCAUUUGA
This is a messenger RNA of Suillus discolor, 903 nucleotides long. RefSeq lists its product as uncharacterized. The coding region runs from base 1 to 903 and encodes 300 amino acids. NCBI's taxonomy places the organism in Eukaryota, Fungi, Basidiomycota, Agaricomycetes, Boletales, Suillaceae. The record is from RefSeq and is a predicted model, not a curated record. The transcript is spliced from 2 exons.